AUGUUAAGCUGCGCGUCGCCCGCCGGCAUGUCGCCCGCGCAACACGCGCAAAACUAUGGAGCCUUAAUACAACCACCUCUUAUUAAAUCAGAACCGAUGGAAGACGGAAGCUUUGCAAAAGAACAAGCGAGUGGAUUCUAUUCCGAAGGUUUCCAUAGUGCAUCACCGUCAUCUUCGAGUAAAGAUUCCAAUGGACAUUCACCUCGGAGCGUCGGCAGCACUGGUGAACCAUCUCCAUAUUACGACAACGUGCCUCUGAAAGCCAAAUCAAAUCUGGGUACGCAUUUGGAAUCCUAUCGCAAUGGACUGCCUUAUAGCUUACUCACACCUCCUGGUUUUGAAAAUAGAAAUAAUGAAGAUUGCGAUCCAUCACCAUACGGUUCAUUUUCUCCGCGGUCUCUUGUACCCCCAGCUCACGUAUCGACGCCAUUGGCACGUGCUGAUGCCACUCCACCUAAAUCACCACCAAGAACGCCUUCGUCCCCUGACAGAGAUCACGAGAGGCGAGCAUUCGAACGAUUCCAUGAUUCUGGUUUCGAAGGCAUCGGCCAAAAUAAAACUGAAGAAGAUGAUGGUCGAGAUGGAUCUGGGCUCGAUGAAGAUUUUGACGAUGAACCAGGUCUUCGCGUUCCAGCUGUAAAUUCUCAUGGAAAAGUUAAAACCUUCAAAUGCAAGCAAUGUGAAUUCGUCGCAGUAACCAAACUUAGUUUUUGGGAACACAGCAAGGAACAUAUUAAGCCCGAAAAAAUGCUAUCAUGCAGAAAAUGUCCUUUUGUAACUGAAUAUAAGCACCACCUAGAAUAUCACAUGAGGAAUCAUUUAGGAUCCAAACCUUUCCAAUGUACUCAAUGUUCCUACUCGUGCGUAAACAAAUCAAUGCUUAACUCGCACUUGAAGUCCCACUCUAAUAUUUAUCAGUAUAGAUGCGCCGAUUGUAACUACGCUACAAAAUACUGUCAUUCUCUCAAGUUACAUCUACGGAAAUAUAAACAUAAUCCGGCCAUGGUACUAAACAUGGAUGGAACGCCUAAUCCUCUUCCAAUAAUUGAUGUUUACGGUACUCGGCGUGGCCCAAAACAAAAGCCUAUUAUGAAAAUGUUCGACCAGCAACAAAUAAACAAUAACAGUAAACAUCAACCACCGCCGCCAACUCACCCUAUCUUUGGAAAUCAUUUCCCUGUUAAUCUACCAUAUCUGCCGCCGCUGCUACCACAUUCGUUCCUCUUUUCACCGAACAAAAAUUACGAACCGACGACUUCGCCAAAAAUAACUGAAUUACCUGUGGAGAAACAGUCGGCACCGUCCCCUCAAUCCAUAUUACAUCAGCGUCUGGCUUACAGAGAGGUCCCCGCUGAAACAAAUGCAACACCACCGCCAAUCAAAUCUCCAGCUAGUUUACCUCAAACACCAAUAGCACCGCGCAGUGUCUCUCCGCCGGCAACGACUGAUGCACUUGAUUUAACUAACACUAAAACAAGUGAAGCAGGAUCACCACCACCACCCGAACGUCCAGCACCAGUUACACCCACCACGUCAUUAAAAAAUAGAAGAAAAGGUCGCGCCUUUAAAUUACAGCCCGCAGCUUUAAGACUGCAACACGAAGACGAUAAGGUGGAAGCAGAUGGAUCUGAUGAAGAAUCGGACGGGUCAGCUGAAGCAGUUGUAACCUCUACACCAGCUUCAUACACAUGUCAAUAUUGUGACAUUACGUUUGGCGAUCUUACAAUGCACACUAUACAUAUGGGUUUCCACGGAUACAACGAUCCAUUCAUGUGUAAUAAAUGUGGGGAGAGAAGUGCUGAUCGCGUGGCAUUCUUCAUUCAUCUCGGCCGCGCCCAACACGAGUAAGUUAAUUGAAAUUGCAAAGAUUUAACCUAGUCACCUCUUUGCGUUUAAUCCAACUAGCCUAUUUGUUAUAGGUAGAGGUCGUAAAUAAUUAAAUUAUUGUUAGGUGAAAUGUAACAUUUUGUAAUCAAUUUAUUUUAAG
Nymphalis io (European peacock) is the source of this 1987-nucleotide messenger RNA. RefSeq names its product protein hunchback-like. Gene Ontology annotation, molecular function: RNA polymerase II transcription regulatory region sequence-specific DNA binding; DNA-binding transcription factor activity, RNA polymerase II-specific. Gene Ontology annotation, cellular component: nucleus. NCBI's taxonomy places the organism in Eukaryota, Metazoa, Arthropoda, Insecta, Lepidoptera, Nymphalidae. The transcript has 2 exons. Bases 1 to 1848 code for a protein of 615 amino acids. The record is from RefSeq and is a predicted model, not a curated record. Gene Ontology annotation, biological process: regulation of transcription by RNA polymerase II.